Messenger RNA from Leguminivora glycinivorella, 1974 nucleotides. RefSeq lists its product as uncharacterized. Lineage: Eukaryota; Metazoa; Arthropoda; Insecta; Lepidoptera; Tortricidae. The record is from RefSeq and is a predicted model, not a curated record. The transcript is spliced from 5 exons. Bases 2 to 1261 code for a protein of 419 amino acids.
CAUGAAACAAAGUCCAAAGGCUUAUAGAUUUUUGCAACAAAUAUUCAUUUUGCCAUCAAGGAAUACUUUAAAUAAAUUAACAUCAACGCUCAAAGUGCAGCCGGGCAUCAAUGUUCAAAUUUUUGAUGCAAUUAAGGAUCAGGUAAAGAACUGGCCAGUGAACAAAAAGUACUGUUCCAUUAUAUUUGACGAGGUAAAACUGGAACCCGGCUUGGACUACCAAAAGGGGAUGGACCACAUCAAUGGAUUUGUCCACCUGAAUAAAAAGACCAGUGAUUUGGCGGACCAUGCCUUAGCCUUUAUGGUGCGAGGAGCCAUUCACAAGUGGCAACAGCCAAUAGCAUUUUAUUUUUGUGAAGGGGCGACGAAAAAUGAGGAGCUGAGAGUGAUUCUGAAAAGAGUCAUCGGCGCCGUCAUAGACACGGGCCUGGUACCCGUCGCGGUCAUCAGUGACCAGGGCCAAUCCUUCCAGUCGGCCUUAAAGGGUCUCAUGGAGGAGACACGGAGCGACCAGAUUAAGGCCGGAUGUCAGACUGACGACGUCAUAACAAUCAAAGGCCACGACAUAAGUGUCAUUUAUGACCCGCCCCACCUCAUAAAGGGAAUCCGGAAUAAUUUCCUAACAAAGGAUAUUAAAUUUGAAGGAAAGGUUUGCAAGUGGAGCGACAUCGUCGAUGUGUACCAGACCGACUGUGAGCAUGCCGAGGCUCGGCUUCUGCAUAAACUGAACGACACGCAUGUGAUUCCUGAAAAGAUUAAUAAAAUGAAGGUCAAGACUUGCACACGAGUUCUGAGCAAUACCGUGGCGUCCGCCUUAUCGUAUACGUCAAAAUUUUCUCACUACUCGGAUGGAAGAAAAGUGAGUGAGACGAUGAAGGACACUUCAAAAGUGGUGUCCUUUUUUGAUGAAUUAUUUGACUCGUGCAACGGAGCCACACUCAAUAGCAAAGAAGCAGGUGGGAAAUCGCUGAAGAAGGCAGUCACAGAGAGCUCGCAGCACCACGAUUUCUGGCGGCAAGCAAUUAAGAAAUUGGAGACCAUAAGAUUUAUUGAUGCUAUACGGGGUGAUGUAUCUGUGCCUUCAAUAAAAAAUUGGAUCGUAACUUUAAAAAGUUAUAUAAGGCUGUGGCAGCUUUUUAAAAACAAAAAUAUAAAAAUAAUGCGCCCAAGGUACUUCAAUUCCGACCCCAUUGAAAAUUUUUUGGGCAAGUACGGGCGUACAAUUAUCGCAGUAACGACCCAAGUUGCCACAGCUUUAUAAGCACGUUCAAAUCGCUGUUGAUCACCAGGUUCAUUAAAUUUCACUCGGCGGGAUUCAACUGCGAAGAGGAUUCUGGUGCUCAGUUAAUAAAUAUAAAAAAAUUGUUUGAGGCGAAAGAUCAAACACAAACAGAGACCAGUAAUCCUCUUGACAGUUCAAGUAUCGAAUGCGAUCUUGAAAGCGUGCAAGCACAAGUACGCCGUGAGCGCUUGAAUGUACACUCACGGGCAUACACUGCGGGAUGGGUAGUCAGGAAAAUUUUGCAAAAAAAUAAAUGCGAAAACUGUUUCACUGAUCUGACUGCGCCCCAAGAAGGGCCCUGUCACAGUUGGAUCAGUGAAAGGGAAUAUAAUUCCAUAAAGAAAAAAAAGCUGUCGUACCCAUCGGAGUAUGCCGUGAGGAUGUUUGGCGAUAUUGUAAAGGAGUCAAAUGAAUACCUGGAGAGGCAGCCCCAUGUAAAUAAUAUUUCAGAAAAUAUUAAAAGGCACAUCCUCUCCAAGUAUUCAUUCGAUUUCCUCAAAUGCGCAGCUCACAAGACAGUUGUGCUUGACACACUACUGACUGCCAGUGUAAAGUUGUCGAUAUUUAACUGGUGCAACAUAAUUAAUAAAAUAUUGAAAGGCACAGAUAUUUGUAGAUUAAAGGAUAAUUUGCCUCAAACGCAAAAAAAAGCAUUUAUAAAAUACAGAAAAAAGUUAAAAAAUAAACAAAAA